This is a messenger RNA of Ictalurus furcatus (blue catfish), 4304 nucleotides long. It is a transcript of the gene slc8a4a, whose product is annotated as solute carrier family 8 member 4a. Bases 1482 to 4304 code for a protein of 940 amino acids. Gene Ontology annotation, biological process: cell communication; calcium ion import across plasma membrane; sodium ion transmembrane transport. Gene Ontology annotation, cellular component: postsynapse; axon; sarcolemma. Gene Ontology annotation, molecular function: calcium:sodium antiporter activity. The transcript is spliced from 7 exons. The record is from RefSeq and is a predicted model, not a curated record. NCBI's taxonomy places the organism in Eukaryota, Metazoa, Chordata, Actinopteri, Siluriformes, Ictaluridae.
AUGAGUACCUUAUACUUGAAGCAUCAAAAAAUACAAGAUUUUCUAUGUAUUUUUCAAUGGGACAUUCUAAAAAUAUAAACUUGGCUUGUGAAAUCUUGAAUGUAAAUUAUGAAUUUGUAGAUCAAGCAACAUGUGUGCAGCCAGGCACAUGGUGAGCACUAAAUCCCCUCCUCCACUCCCAGUUUAGCCCCAAAUGUAAGGGUUCUAACAAAGCUGUUUUUAUUGCCAAAAAAAUAAAAUAAAAACAGCUAAAUUAAUCUUUAACAAAAUGGAGAACAAGAAGGAUGCAAACUUGUCACUUGAUCCAGAAACACAAUACUUCAACUUCAAACCUAUUUUAACCUGGAAUAUUUAAACCUUUUUUAUUUUUUAUUUUUUUAAUUUAUUUUUUAUUUUUUUUACUAAUUUCAAACUUUAAAUUUUCUUAUUCUAUUGAUAGAUAAUUUUUCAUCUUUCUAAAAAAUACAUUCUUAAAAUGAGCAAAAUUAUCUGCCAAUUAAACAAGACAAUUUCAAGCUUGAUAUUAGUAAAAAUGUUAAGAAAAAGGUUUCAGAAUCUUAUAUUUGGUUUAGCAUUUAUCCUUUUAUAUUAUCAUAGGAAAUACUACAUAAAUUUCACUAUAUUCAAAAUACAAUAUACCGCCAAAAGUAUGUGGACACCUGCAUAUUUAACAUCCCAUUCUAAAAUCAUGGGCAUUAAUAGUGACUUUGUCCCCCCUUCGCUGCUAUAAUAACCUCCACUCUUCUGGAAAGGCUUUCAGCUAGAUUUUGGGACAUGGCUGUGGGGAUUUGCAUUCACCCACAACAGUGCAAGAGGUUGGGCACUGAUGUCAGGUGAGGAGACCUGGUGCACAACUGUCAUUUUAGUUCAUCUCAAAAGUGUUCAGAGGGGUUGAGGUGUGCAGGCCACAAUUCUUCUAAAUCAGCCUUGGCAAACCCUGAGGUCUUUAUGGACUUCACGUUGUGCACAGGGACAUUUUUGCUGGAACAGGUUUGGGCCCUUUAGUUCCAGUUCCAGGAGAUAUUAAUGCUACAGCAUAGAAAGACAAGCUAGACAAUUUUGUGCUUCUAACUUUGUGGCAACAGUUUGGGGAAGAACCACAUAUAUUUGUGAGGGUCAGGUGUCCACCUACUUUUGGACAAAGUGUAUUUCCACUUGCUAAGAAGUAAAUUUUUUUUUUUUUUUGCAAUUUUUCUCUCCACAAAUCUAUGGAGUAUGAUACAUACAUUUGUCAGUGACCAAAAGUAUAAAGGUAUUAAUUGCCCUCAUAGAGAAAGGUUCAAAUUUGAUUUGCACCUUAAACAAGGCUAAGAAUUUUAAGAUGUAACAGAUGCUCAUGUUGUCUAUGGUACAAUGUGGGAUCAAGUUUAAAAUGUGCCAUUUUCUGUUCUUGUACAUUUCAUAGGUGCACAUAGUGGGGCUGAUUACCAGAUUUUAGGAGUUGAACUUUCGCUGGAUUCCAUAAUCAGAACAGCAACACCAUGCAUCACCUCUGUGCCCUGCAUACCUCGAAUACCCUGUUUGCUCUCCUCAUCAUCAUCCUGAGUGUUACCCAGCUUUCCCAGGCCACCUCUGAUGUAUCCCACAGUAGCCCUGGGAACUGUUCUGGGGAGGACAGCUGCUCUGAGGGUGUGGUACUCCCUGUAUGGAACCCCCAGAACCCAUCAGUGGGAGAUAAGGUGGCGCGUGCCAUUGUCUAUUUCGUUGCCCUCAUCUACAUGUUCCUGGGAAUGUCCAUCAUUGCAGAUCGCUUCAUGUCCUCCAUUGAGGUCAUCACCUCACAAGAGAAGGAAAUCACAAUUAAGAAACCCAAUGGAGAGACUACCACUGCCACGGUCCGCAUCUGGAACGAGACAGUCUCUAACCUGACAUUAAUGGCGUUGGGUUCUUCAGCACCGGAGAUCCUGCUGUCUGUGAUUGAAGUGUGUGGGCACAAGUUUGAAGCUGGUCAUCUUGGUCCCAGCACCAUAGUAGGCAGUGCUGCCUUCAACAUGUUUAUCAUCAUCGCUAUCUGUGUCUACGUGGUGCCCGAUGGUGAAGUGAGAAAGAUAAAACACUUGAGGGUCUUUUUUGUGACAGCGGCUUGGAGUGUGUUCGCCUACAUCUGGCUCUACCUGAUCCUCUCCGUAUUUUCCCCUGGCAUAGUGGAGGUCUGGGAAGCUGUGUUAACAUUCCUCUUCUUUCCCAUUUGUGUGCUCCAAGCCUGGAUUGCAGACCGCCGCUUGCUCUUCUACAAGUAUGUUCACAAGCGCUACCGUGCCGACAAGAAUCGAGGCAUAAUCAUCGAAACGGAGGGUGAUGGUAUGUUCACCAAGAUGGACAUGGAGAUGGAUGGGCAGGGCACCAACUCUCACCACAAGGAGGUUCUGGAUGGCAUGCUUGCUGGCGUGGAGGAGGGAGGAGGCGGAGGAGCUGGAGAAGAAGAAGAGGCACGAAGGGAAAUGGCUCGUACGCUGAAGGAGCUGAAGCAAAGGCACCCUGAGAAGGACAUGGAGCAGCUGAUAGAAAUGGCCAACUACCAAGUGUUGGUUCAGCAACAGAAGAGCAGGGCAUUCUACCGCAUUCAGGCCACACGCAUGAUGAUCGGCGCAGGGAACAUCCUGAAGAAGCAUGCUGCAGACCAGGCCAGGAAAGUGGUGAGCUGCCAUGAGGCCAACGCACAAGAAGAGGAUCCUAACACCAUCUACUUGGAGUUUGAGCCCUCUCAUUACCAGUGCUUCGAGAACUGUGGUUCCCUCAAACUGGCUGUGGGCAGACAUGGAGGAGACAGUGUCUGCACAGUAAAAGUGGACUAUCGAACUGAGGAUGGUACAGCUAACGCUGGCUCUGAUUAUGAGUUUGCUGAGGGGACACUGGUCUUCAAAUCAGGCGAGACCAUAAAGGAGCUGACAGUUGGUGUAAUUGAUGAUGACAUCUUCGAGGAAGACGAGCAUUUCUAUGUGCACCUCAGUAACCCACGUGUCGUUCAUCGAGCCGAGGUCUCCAUUCUCGAUCCAAACGCCCCGGGUAAUAGCCUUUUAGGCUCCGUCCCCAUCCAGCCAAAAGCUGCGCUGGGUGCUGCUCAUACUGCCACGGUGACCAUCUAUGAUGAUGACCAUGCGGGGAUCUUCACAUUCGAGGGUGCGUCAAUGCGCGUGAGUGAGAGCGUGGGCAUCAUGCAGGUGAAGGUGCACAGAACGUCUGGAGCACGCGGAAAGGUGGCAGUGCCGUUCCACACCAGUGAGGGGACCGCCAAGGCUGGAGAGGACUACGAGGAGGUGGCUGGAAAAUUGGAAUUCCUCAACGAUGAGACCAUGAAGAUGCUUGAGGUGAAAAUUAUUGAUGAUGAGGAGUACGAGAAGAACAAGACCUUCACCAUCCAGCUGGGGGAGCCUAUCCUGCUGGAGAUUGGACAGAAGCAUGGUAAGGAAAUGUUCUCUUUUGAGCAGAUCCAGAAUGAAUUAAACUACUCAAACAACAAGAACUACAACAGGGUGGCCAAGAUGGGCUGCCCAAGUCUGGGAGAGCACACCAAGCUGGAAGUGGUGAUCGAAGAGUCCUACGAAUUCAAGAACACAGUGGAUAAGCUGAUAAAGAAGACUAACCUUGCGUUAGUUGUGGGCAGCAGUAGCUGGCGAGAGCAGUUUGUCAGUGCUGUCACUGUCAGUGCAGGUGAUGAUGAUGAAGAAGAGAGUGGUGAAGAGCGCUUGCCCUCUUGCUUUGAUUACAUCAUGCACUUCCUGACCGUCUUCUGGAAGGUCCUGUUUGCCUUCGUUCCACCCACGGAGUACUGGAACGGCUGGGCUUGCUUCUUUGUGUCCAUUGUGCUCAUCGGCGUGUUGACCGCCGUCACCGGAGACCUGGCCUCCCAUUUCGGCUGCACCGUUGGCCUGAAAGACUCGGUCACGGCUGUGGUGUUUGUGGCGCUCGGUACUUCUGUACCUGACACCUUUGCCAGCAAAGUGGCCGCCAUCCAGGACCAGUACGCCGACGCCUCCAUCGGCAAUGUGACAGGCAGCAAUGCUGUGAACGUCUUCCUGGGCAUCGGCGUGGCGUGGACCAUUGCUGCUGUCUAUUGGAACAGCAAAGGCCAGCAGUUCCAUGUGCCACCUGGUUCGCUGGCCUUCUCUGUCACGCUCUUCACCAUAAUGGCACUGGGCUGCGUGCUCACACUGCUGUACCGCCGUCGGGCCUCGGUCUCUGGUGGAGAGCUCGGGGGGCCGCGGACCGCCAAGCUGCUCACCGCUCUGUUCUUCUUCACCCUGUGGCUCUUCUACAUCUUGCUAUCUUCGCUGGAGGCCUACUGCUACGUGCCUGGCUUCUGA